This is a messenger RNA of Australozyma saopauloensis, 699 nucleotides long. RefSeq names its product glutathione-independent methylglyoxalase (gene GLX3). The transcript has a single exon. Gene Ontology annotation, molecular function: glyoxalase III activity. Gene Ontology annotation, cellular component: cytoplasm. The record is from RefSeq and is a predicted model, not a curated record. Bases 1 to 699 code for a protein of 232 amino acids. Lineage: Eukaryota; Fungi; Ascomycota; Pichiomycetes; Serinales; Metschnikowiaceae.
AUGACUAAAGCUUUGAUUGCCAUCACCUCCCACUACGCUCCAUUCUACGAUGACGGAGCCAAGACUGGUCUUUUCUUCGUCGAGGCCCUUCACCCAUGGAAUGAAUUGACCAAGGCUGGUAUUGAGGUGACUUACGUUUCUGAGACUGGUACUUUUGGUUGGGAUGACCACUCAAUUGGCACCGACUUCUUGCAGGGCGACGACAGAAAGGUCUUUGAGGACAAGAACUCUCCCUUCAUGAAGUCCAUUGAGGUUGUCAAGAAGGCAUCUGAGAUUAACUCUGCUGACUAUGACCUCAUCUUUGUUGCUGGUGGCCACGGUACCGCUUUCGACUUCCCACAUGCCAAGGAUCUCCAAGCCAUUGUCAGUGACCUCUGGUACGCUGGCAAGGUCGUGUCUACUGUCUGCCACGGAUUGUGUAUUUUCGAGAACCUCAAGGGCAAGGAUGGCGACUACUUGAUCAAGGGCAAGAAUGUGACUGGUUUCACUAACAUUGGUGAGGAGCAGAUUGGUAUUGUUCAUCUCUUGACGAAGUACAACAUCAAGACCCCUCAGAACAUUGCUGCUGAGUGCGGUGCCACAUACGUCUCCCCACCUGGCCCAUGGGAUGCUUUCACUGUCACUGACGGCAAGUUGGUCACUGGUGUCAACCCACAGUCCUCCGUUGAGACUGCUGAAAAGGCCAUUGCCUUGCUCUAG